GCGUUGGUUUUCAAACCCAACACCAGGAUUAAUGAAGAAUACGUUGGUUUGGCUCUCAGUUUGUAAAUUCUAGUCUGGUUAGUACUACUACUCUCUUGAACCACUUGAAGGGCCAAUUUGUAUCAAUUUCGUUCUAGCUAGUUCGUCGAUGGCUUGUUCUUCUUCUUGCUCCUCGACCACUCUUUCAAAAUGCUCAUUCCAACAACUAGAUGGAAGAAAUCUACUACUACCCAGAAGAAGAUUAAGAUUGAUUCCAGCAAUCACUAGAUGGAAUUCUUCUUCUUCCCCCUCCUUGUUAUCUCAUCAUAUUAGUGAUGAUUCAAAUCUACAUACAAGAAAACAUUUCCAACUCAAAUCCUCCAAUGGGUUUCCACCACCGAAUGCUGUUUCUAGUACUAAAGAACCUUCUGCAGCUGGAUCAGAAGAAAUGGACGCCACCAUUAGUAUUACUGUUGUAGGCGCAUCUGGGGAUCUUGCUAAGAAGAAGAUAUUCCCUGCACUCUUUGCACUUUUCUAUGAAGAUAAUUUACCAGAGCACUUUACAGUUUUUGGUUAUGCUCGAAGUAAGAUGACAGAUGAGCAACUCAGGAACAUGAUUAGCGCAACCUUGACUUGUAGAAUUGACCAGAGGGAAAACUGCAGUGAUAAGAUGGAACAGUUCUUGAAAAGAUGCUUCUACCAGUCAGGUCAGUACAACUCCGAAGAAGGUUUCGCCCAGCUGGACAAUAGACUGAGAGAGAAAGAGGUUGGAAAGCUUUCAAAUAGGUUAUUCUAUUUGUCAAUUCCUCCAAAUAUUUUCGUAGACGUAGUAAGAUGUGCUAGCCUUCGUGCCUCUGCAACAAUUGGGUGGACUAGAGUAAUUGUGGAAAAGCCAUUCGGGCGUGAUGCAGAAUCAUCUGGAGAAUUGACCAGAUCUUUGAAGAAGUAUCUAAAAGAGGACCAAAUCUUUAGGAUUGACCAUUACCUAGGGAAGGAGCUUGUUGAGAAUCUCUCUGUACUUCGCUUCUCCAAUCUCAUCUUUGAACCUUUAUGGUCCAGGAACUAUAUCAGAAAUGUGCAAUUCAUAUUUUCUGAAGAUUUUGGAACUGAAGGUCGAGGCGGAUACUUCGAUAACUAUGGAAUAAUCAGAGAUAUAAUGCAAAACCAUCUCCUUCAAAUACUAGCAUUGUUUGCAAUGGAAACACCUGUGUCCUUAGAAGCUGAGGACACUAGAAAUGAAAAGGUGAAGGUUUUGCGGUCAAUGAGAACUUUGACGCUUGAUGAUGUAACAAUAGGGCAAUAUAAGGGCCACAAAAAGGGUGAUAGGUCUUAUCCUGCUUACACAGAUGACCCAACUGUUCCAAACAACAGCGUCACUCCUACAUUUGCUGCUGCUGCUCUUUUCAUCGAUAAUGCACGAUGGGAUGGUGUGCCUUUCUUGAUGAAAGCAGGCAAAGCUCUCCAUACUAGAAGGGCAGAGAUCAGAGUUCAGUUCAGACAUGUUCCUGGUAACUUAUAUAAGCGAAACUUUGGAACAGAUCUAGAUAAGGCUACCAACGAACUUGUUCUCCGUGUACAACCAGACGAAGCUAUAUAUCUGAAAAUCAAUAAUAAGGUUCCAGGUCUCGGAAUGAGACUAGAUCGCAGUGACUUGAAUCUUCUUUAUAAGACACGAUAUUCAAAGGAAAUACCAGAUGCUUACGAGAGGCUUCUGUUGGAUGCGGUAGAAGGUGAACGCAGGCUGUUCAUUAGAAGCGAUGAACUUGAUGCUGCCUGGGCACUCUUCACACCUUUAUUGAAAGAAUUGGAAGAGAAGAAAAUUGCACCAGAGCUAUAUCCAUAUGGUAGUAGAGGACCAGUAGGAGCACAUUAUCUUGCUGCAAAGCAUAAUGUCAGAUGGGGAGAUCUUAGCAGCGAUGACUAGUAAGAAUCUAUUUUGGUUUUCGGUUUUCUUGUUUUGAGAAAUCAGUCAAUAACAUGAAUGAACAAUUGCUGGUGGCAAUCUCCUGUCGAAAUGUAAUUGUAUUGGGGAAAUAACAAACUGUAGGCUCUAGUCUACUUUAUUGGUUCUUGAGACAACUAGGCCCAUGUGGUAAUUGGAGAGUUUGUGC
Molecule: messenger RNA, 2090 nt
Organism: Papaver somniferum (opium poppy)
Lineage: Eukaryota; Viridiplantae; Streptophyta; Magnoliopsida; Ranunculales; Papaveraceae
Product: glucose-6-phosphate 1-dehydrogenase, chloroplastic-like
Exons: 8
Coding region: 149-1903 (584 amino acids)
Biological process (GO): pentose-phosphate shunt, oxidative branch; glucose metabolic process
Cellular component (GO): chloroplast stroma
Molecular function (GO): NADP binding; glucose-6-phosphate dehydrogenase activity
Source: RefSeq, a predicted model, not a curated record